Messenger RNA from Purpureocillium lilacinum, 444 nucleotides. The record is from RefSeq and is a predicted model, not a curated record. NCBI's taxonomy places the organism in Eukaryota, Fungi, Ascomycota, Sordariomycetes, Hypocreales, Ophiocordycipitaceae.
AUGGAUCCAGCACCGUCAUGGACCAGGUCCAGGUUCCGUUGCUGGUCCAGUCUCCGUACGUAUUUCUUUCCGGCUGACGUGACACUCGCGGCAGACUGCUUGCUUGUCGGCCUGCCUGCCUGCCCUGUGCGGUGCGGUGCGGUGCGGUGCCAUGCCAGGCGUCAUCGCGCUGCUCGCGGCCGGCUUGGCACCCGUUUGAUGGCUGGCUGCGCUGGGUCGAUGGUGGUUCAGCUCCGGCCGGCAGUGAGCCAGCGGCAGCGGCGACGGCGACGGCGAAGCGCAUGCGCGGGAACGAAGGGCACACGUUCCAUAUGCGCUGGGCGUGCGCGUCUGGCCAGAGUCGUGACCCGACGGCCUCAAUGUCCUGUCCCGCUGCCGGCGUCACCGGCAGACUGCACGCACAUACAUAUCAACUACGUACUUCGUAACGUACGUACGAAGUAG